ACCACAGUGCAAGAACCUCACUAGCAGGUCCAUCACCCCCUUCCACGUCGAAGCCACAGUUGCCUAGUGCUCCGAGUAGGAAUCUUUGCGGCAAGGGUUAUAUUCAUGCGCCACAGACCAUGAACUCUUCUGGGAACGAUAACUGGCACCCCGGUGGCCCGCCAGCGCACCCGGGGAUGGAUCAGAUGAACCAACAACCUCGCCCCUUGGGCUCAUUUAGUCAAAACCCACCGCCUCAGCAAGGCCCGUCUACGCAGCCCACCGGACCGGUUCUCCCACCCCCAGCUGGUCCCUACCAUCCUGCGAACCAACCAGGAGGGCAUUCCCUUCCCGGACUGGCGGAACUGAGCCAGAGCCACGCUGGUCCACAUCAGCCUUCCGCCUAUGGGCAACACCCCGCCGCUCCUGGUCAUAAUGCUGGUCACUCACUCCCGGGCAUCGGGCAAGCCAUGCAACAUCCCUCCCCCCAGUCUAUCAACCGUGAACGCGAGCGAGACUCUAGAGAACGGGAGCUGAUUGAGAGACAGCGCCAGGAGGAGAUGGUCCACAGGGAGCGCGAACAGCGCGAACGCGAGCAAAUUGAACGACAGCAGCUAGAACGACAGCGUGAGCAACAACAUCACCCAGUACAGAGUCACACGGGGUCAAUCCCUAUCCACCAGCCAGUAGCAUCCAAAGUACCGAAUUCCAUCCACGGGCCCAACGGGCUCCUGUCUAACCUCGGGUCGAACCCCGCAAAUGGCCCGCAAGGGUCUAUGCCCACACCUGGAGGACCUGGUGGGAUCUACGGCCCGCAGAUGCAGCAUGGUGAAAGUACGCCCAGAUCAUACAUCCAACAUCCGGCUGGGCCGCCAGGCCAGGCCAUGAUGGGGUUCAAUGGUUCUGGCCCUCAGAUUCCGGGGAAUGUGGCCGCACUUGCUCAGGGUCAGCAACCAAUUCUGAACGAUGCUCUCAGCUAUUUAGACCAGGUCAAGGUCCGCUUUGUCGACCAACCUGAUGUAUACAAUCGGUUUCUAGAUAUUAUGAAAGACUUCAAGAGUCAGGCGAUUGAUACGCCUGGAGUAAUUCAACGCGUCUCUACGCUAUUCAACGGGCAUCCCGCUCUCAUCCAAGGGUUCAACACUUUCCUGCCUCCUGGAUAUCGGAUCGAGUGCGGAACAGAGGACAAUCCGGAUGCCAUUCGAGUGACCACUCCCUCAGGUACCAAUACCUUGAGCAUGCCCCGUGCUAGACACUCUCUGGAUUCUUCCGGGGAGCUUGGUCCGUCCGGUGGGAUGGGUCCUCAUGGGCGUCCUGAAUACUUUGACCAGGCUCGACCUGGGUGGCAACAGCCCCAGCCCCAGCCCCAGCCCCAGCAGCAGCAAGGGAACCUCCCUGGGUCAUAUUCUCCUGGCUCCCGCAUGAUGGGACCAAGUAUGUUCGGCCAGCAAGCUGGUCAGAAUCAGACUCAAGACCACCACUUUGACUACCCAACCCAGCAAGAGCAGCAAGCCGCUGCAGGAGCUGCCGCCAUGGCCCAUCAGCAAGAUCAACGAGGCGUUUCUCAACUUCAGGGUGCCGCAUCUGCUGCCUCUGCGGGUCUCACACGUCCUUCUCUCUUGCAGGUAUCAGCAGCGUCCGGACAGGGUCCUAGUUUGACUCAGCCUAUGAACAGUUUAGCGGGCGUGGGCACUGGCAUGCUUCAAGGCUCGCAGGAUUUGACCAAACGGGGACCGGUGGAGUUCAACCAUGCGAUUAGCUACGUCAACAAGAUCAAGAACCGAUUUGCAAGUGCUCCUGAGAUUUACAAACAGUUCCUUGAGAUUCUGCAGACCUAUCAACGCGAGUCAAAGCCAAUUGGGGAUGUAUAUGCUCAGGUCACUCAGCUAUUCAAUACGGCCCCCGAUCUGCUGGAGGACUUCAAGCAGUUUCUGCCCGAAUCGGCAGCGCAUGCAAAGCAGCAAGCCGCAGCUCGCCAGGCAGAAGAAGCAGCUCCUAUGAGCAAUGUUCGCGGCGAGCCGAGCUAUCCGAGUGCCAACGCUCUUCCUUCUCAGACGCCGAACCGCGACGUAAAGAUGCCCCCAUUAGGUCAGUUCAACGUCAAGGACUCUGCCAAGGACGGUAAGAAACGUCGCGGUGGGCCAGGAGCGCCGUCUUCCCUCGGCCCUUCGAUGUCCGGCCCUUCUGCUACUGAUGCGGCGCGUAUGGGGGAUGUGCAGGUUAGGUCCUCGGCUCUUCAGACUGGUAAUGCCAACAAGAGGGCCAAAGUCCAUCAUACAAAGCCUUCUCAGGCGGAAGUCCCCACGGUCUCUCCCACACUGGUUCCCGCUUUACCGGAGCCGAUUCAGCCGACCUUCUCCCUGACACCCACUCAGGAGGAAUUCGCUUUCUUUGAUCGGGUCAAGAAGUAUAUUGGAAACAAGCAGACCUUUAGCGAGUUCCUUAAGCUUUGUAAUCUGUACUCUACAGAUCUCAUUGACAGGCACGUUCUGGUGAAAAGGGCGGCGAGCUACAUUGGUUCCAAUCCGGAGCUCAUGGCGUGGUUCAAGCGCUUCAUGCAUGUUGACGAGCCCGAAGACAAGAUCAUCGACGUCAAGGCGAAGCAACAAGAGUCCGGGCUUGUCAAUCUGUCUCAUUGCCGGUCCCUUGGGCCUAGUUAUCGUCUGCUGCCGAAGCGUGAGCGACAGAAGCCCUGCAGCGGCCGUGAUCAGCUGUGCUACAGUGUUCUUAAUGACGAAUGGGCGUCCCAUCCUACCUGGGCUUCGGAGGACUCUGGAUUCGUCGCACAUCGUAAGAACCAGUUUGAGGAUGCCCUGCACCGCAUUGAAGAGGAUAGACAUGACUAUGACCACCAUAUUGAGGCAUGCACGCGCACUAUCCAGCUUAUCGAGCCUAUUGUACAGCAGUUCUUGGUCAUGUCUGAGGGAGAGUGUGUUGCGUUCAAACUUCCGCCCGGCCUUGGUGGGCAGAGCGAGGCCAUUUACCAGCGGGUCAUCAAAAAGAUUUACGACAGAACGCGCGGCGAAAAGAUCAUCAAAGAGAUGUUUGAGCGACCGACCCAUGUCUUGCCCAUUGUUCUUUUCCGUCUGAAGCAAAAGUGUGAAGAAUGGAAGGCUAGUCAGCGUGAGUGGGAUAAGAUCUGGCGCGAGCAGAUGCAGAAAGCAUACUGGCGUAGUCUGGACCACCAGGCGAUCGCCAGCAAAGCAAUCGACAAGAAGCUAUUCGUGGCGAAGCAUAUCCAGACAGAGAUUCAGAAUAAGUUCGAAGAGAGCAGGAACCUGCGCAAGAGUGGCUACCAAACCGCCAAGCAUCAGUUCGAGUUCACCUUUGACGACCCGGCUGUUAUCAUUGACGCCACCCACUUGCUGCUCACCUUCAUUGACCGUAACUCUGCUGGAUUUGGCGCCGACCCACAGAAGGUCAUGACAUUUAUCAAGGACUUCAUCCCCGUCUUCUUUGGCAUGGACCGUGAUACUUUCCACGUGUACAUGAACGAACUCUCUCGUGGAACAUCACCGAUGGAUGAAGGCGAUGAUGAGAGUUUGGUCGCCGAGGAGUCAUCGACCCCGCGCAGUCGAAAGGGCAUCAAUGGUAAGAAGAUCGACCUCCUUCGCGACGUUCUAGAGCGUCGCAGCGAGAAAGUACGUCGUGGCGACAAGGAAGGCAGUACACCCGCCAGCCGUGAUGGCACUCCGGAUGCUGUCCUAAUCCCGUCAACUCCGAUUCCUGACCCGACCGAGCCUUUCGAUGUGGCGGAACUGAAAUGGAUGGAGCAUCCUGGGCAGGGCAACUUCAACCAACAUCGGGAGUACAACCUGAACGAGACGUACGAGAAGAAAGCCCAUCACCUGUACGCCAACCUGAACAUCUACUGCUUCUUCCGUACCUUCGAGAUCCUCUACUCGCGUCUGUUGCGCAUCAAACUUCAUGAGAAGGAUGCGCAUGACGAUGUGCGCCGUGCGAUGGUGACCAAACCGGCGCAGGAGCUUAACCUGAUUGACAAGUUCCCUACGGACUUUUUCUACGACUGCGACUCCAAAGCGAACCUCUACCAGCAGAUCGUGCGCAUGUGCGAAGAGGUCAUCAAAGGAGAUAUGGAACCCUCCCACCUGGAAGAGACCCUCCGUCGCUAUUACUUGCGAAGCGGCUACCAAUUGUACAAUCUGGAGAAGAUGUUUGCGGGCAUCUCCAAGUUUGCCGGGGCGAUCUUCAACGGGGACUCGAAGGACCGCAGCUCGGACAUCAUCAACCAGUUCUUUAAGGAGCGGGACAAGGAGGAGACCACGCACAACCAAGAGAUCCAGUACCGUAAGCAGGUGGAACGGCUGGUUAAAGACGGUGAUAUUUAUCGCAUUACCUAUAGUCCUGGCACAAAGAAGACGGCAGUGCAGCUCUUGACACCCGAGGAUGCCACGUUGGAGAAUGAGGAGCUGAGCCAAGAGGCGCGCUGGUCGUACUAUGUCUCUGCGUACACGAUGCGGGAUCCGACUGAGGGGGUGCCGUUCUCCCAGAUGCGCAUGCCUUUCCUAAAGCGCAACCUUCCGGCCAAGCUUGAGCAGGAGGAAGAAUACAACCGCUAUUACCGGCCGCUGGUACACCAGGAUGGGUUGAUUAUUCGCAUCUGCGCCAACAGCUAUCACAUCCUGUACGAACCGAGCAGCUACGACUGGUGGUGGCGGCCGACUGCGCCGGCGGAGGACGCGGCGGAGGACGCUGCCAAGGAAGAAGCGGCGGUCAAGGAGCGACGCCGGGACCGAUUUACGGAGAAGUUUGUCAACAACCCACACUGGGCACACGGUCUCAGCAAGGAUCAAGUGGAUGAGUCGAACCAACGAUUCCGCUCCUGGAUCAAGGGCCCCGAAGGCGACAGCGGUACCGCAGCGGCCGAAAACUCCGGAACGGACUCGAAGGGCGACAAGGAAGACAGCGAGAUGGCCGACGUGGAAGCGCCCGCGGCCGAGUCGAAAGAGCAGUGAGGGCAUAUCUGCUGCAGCGAGUGUCUGCUU
Aspergillus sclerotioniger CBS 115572 is the source of this 4985-nucleotide messenger RNA. Its product is annotated as transcriptional regulator SIN3. The coding region runs from base 120 to 4955 and encodes 1611 amino acids. The record is from RefSeq and is a predicted model, not a curated record. Gene Ontology annotation, biological process: negative regulation of transcription by RNA polymerase II. The transcript is spliced from 9 exons. Gene Ontology annotation, cellular component: Sin3-type complex; chromatin. Gene Ontology annotation, molecular function: transcription corepressor activity. Lineage: Eukaryota; Fungi; Ascomycota; Eurotiomycetes; Eurotiales; Aspergillaceae.